Messenger RNA from Morus notabilis, 2637 nucleotides. Its product is annotated as NADPH--cytochrome P450 reductase. The transcript has 18 exons. The record is from RefSeq and is a predicted model, not a curated record. Lineage: Eukaryota; Viridiplantae; Streptophyta; Magnoliopsida; Rosales; Moraceae. The coding region runs from base 152 to 2215 and encodes 687 amino acids. Gene Ontology annotation, molecular function: FMN binding; NADPH-hemoprotein reductase activity; flavin adenine dinucleotide binding. Gene Ontology annotation, cellular component: cytosol.
UGUUCUCUAUCUUCUCGGGCUCUCUCGCUCACCAAACUCUCUAUGCAGAGAGCGAAAAACCUAGAGCGAGAAACUUGCAGAACCAUCGAGGUCGAUUCGAUUGGCAGUCUCUGAGCUCCGAAUUUGGAUUGCAUCGGAACUUUUCGUCGCGAUGAGUUCGAAUUCGGAGCUGGUGCGAACUCUGGAGUCGUUGCUUGGGGUUCCGGUGACGGACUCCGUGAUUGUGAUCGCCACGACCGCCGUGGCGCUGAUUCUCGGACUUCUGGUCUUGGUUUGGAGGAGAUCGUCGGAUCGGAGCAGAGAGGUGAAGCCGGUGGUGGUGCCGAAGCCACUACUGGUGAAGGACGAAGACAACGAGGUUGAGCUCGCCUCUGGCAAGACCAAGGUCACUGUUUUUUAUGGAACUCAGACUGGUACCGCCGAGGGAUUUGCCAAGGCUUUAGCAGAAGAGAUCAGGGCAAGAUAUGAAAAAGCAGUUGUCAAAGUUGUUGACAUGGAUGAUUAUGCUGUGGAUGAUGAUCAAUAUGAGGAAAAACUAAAGAAAGAGACUCUGGCGUUUUUCAUGGUGGCCACUUAUGGAGAUGGAGAACCUACUGAUAAUGCAGCAAGAUUUUACAAAUGGUUUACUGAGGGAGACAAUAAGGCUAGCUGGCUUCAACAACUCAGAUAUGGCGUUUUUGGUUUGGGUAACCGACAAUAUGAACAUUUCAAUAAGAUUGGGAAGGUGAUUGAUGAGCAACUGAGUGAACAAGGUGCAAAGCGUCUCGUUCCACUUGGCCUAGGUGAUGAUGAUCAGUGCAUUGAGGAUGAUUUUUCUGCUUGGAGAGAAUUGUUGUGGCCUGAGUUGGAUCAAAUACUUCGAGAUGAAGAUGAUACAACUACUGUAUCUACUCCAUAUACAGCUGCAGUCCCCGAGUAUUGGGUUGUUAUUCAUGAUCCUAGUGUUGCCUCUUUUGAGGAUAAUUACUUAAGUAUGCCGAAUGGAAACACUUCUUUUGAUAUUCACCAUCCUUGCAGAGUAAAUGUCGCUGUCCAAAAAGAACUUCACAAGCCCGAGUCUGACAGAUCCUGCAUACAUCUGGAAUUUGAUAUAUCUGCAACUGGUAUAAAAUAUGAAACAGGAGACCAUGUGGGUGUUUAUGCUGAGAAUUGCGAUGAAACCAUUGAAGAGGCUGCAAAAUUGUUGGGUCAACCUUUAGAUCUUCUAUUCUCUAUCCACACUGACAAUGAGGAUGGCUCUCCCCUUGGGAAUUCAUUGCCUCCACCUUUCCCUGGUCCGUGCACACUGCGCAGUGCAUUGGCACGUUAUACUGAUCUGUUAAACCCACCUCGAAAAGCUGCUCUAAUUGCUUUGGCUGCACAUGCUGUUGAGCCGAGUGAAGCAGAAAAACUUAAGUUCUUAUCAUCACCUCAGGGGAAGGAUGAGUACUCAAAAUGGGUUGUUGGAAGUCAAAGAAGUCUUCUUGAGAUUAUGGCUGAGUUCCCGUCAGCAAAGCCUCCACUUGGUGUGUUUUUUGCUGCAGUAGCCCCUCGCUUGCAGCCUCGUUACUACUCAAUCUCAUCUUCACCAAGGUUUGCCCCCCAUCGUGUUCAUGUUACAUGCGCUUUGGUAUAUGGUCCAAGUCCUACUGGAAGAAUUCACAAAGGAGUGUGUUCAACCUGGAUGAAGAAUGCAGUGUCUCUUGAGAAGAGCCAAAAUCCUAGCUGGGCUCCUAUUUUUAUUAGGCAAUCUAAUUUCAAGUUACCAGCUGAUCAUUCAAUCCCAGUUAUCAUGGUGGGACCUGGAACUGGCUUAGCACCUUUCAGAGGAUUUUUACAGGAAAGAAUGGCCCUCAAAGAGGAGGGUGCUCAACUUGGUCCUGCACUUCUAUUCUUUGGAUGUAGAAAUCGCCGAAUGGAUUUUAUUUAUGAGGAUGAGCUAAACAACUUUGUUGAACAAGGUGCAAUGUCAGAAUUGAUUGUUGCGUUCUCACGAGAGGGGCCGGAAAAAGAGUAUGUUCAACAUAAGAUGAUGGAUAAAGCAUCUUGUAUAUGGAGCCUGAUAUCACAAGGGGGAUACUUUUACGUAUGUGGUGAUGCCAAAGGCAUGGCUAGAGAUGUUCAUCGGACUUUGCAUACCAUAGUCCAACAACAGGAAAACGUGGACUCAUCAAAGGCAGAAUCUAUAGUGAAGAAACUCCAGAUGGACGGACGAUAUCUGAGAGAUGUCUGGUGAUAGCUCUGACAUCAUAAUAUUCUAUCUUGUCUUGGUCUUGUGUAGCAUCCUUAAAACACAACAAUGAAUUUCUACACCCUCAAGCUCAGGCUUCGACCGGUAAACUUCUGUCUUGUUGAGAUUAUAGUAGCAGAUUUGGACAACAGUGGUGGAAACAGAAACCUGGUUUCCCUAAAAACAAGUUUAUAUGAUUUAGUAGAUAUUUUUUCUUUCUUAUUUUUCUCCCUUCUGGAUUUUAUCCCCUUUGUUUUUCUCCUGAAAAGGAUUAUUUAAUUUUAGGAAACAGAAUUUUAGCUAGUUACAAGGAUUCAAAAACAUAUUUUAUGCCAAAACGUAGGUUGGUUUUGGAUGGCAUUGUACGAAUAAUUUUAGCAAAUAAUGGUGUAAUAGUAUCUAAGGUUGAGGCCUGCUUAUUGGGGAAA